This is a messenger RNA of Oikopleura dioica, 534 nucleotides long. The record is from the annotation of a GenBank genome assembly. Lineage: Eukaryota; Metazoa; Chordata; Appendicularia; Copelata; Oikopleuridae.
AUGAAUGACAAGUUCUCCUCCAUGAAUCUUGCUGACAGCGACGUCGAAAAAGAGAAUAAAGCUGAAUACAAUCACAUGGACAUAGCGAGGUCCAUGGAGCGUGAAGUGAGCGGAUCGACGAAAUACCUUGAGAGAUGGAUAAAACGCUCGAAAUCUCUCCCUGGCCUUCUUGACUGGAGAGGUCCGGUCGUCAUGCGCGGAUUCAAGACGGACCUUCUUCAGGUCAUCACGUAUCCACUUGGAAUGCAGGACCAUCCAUGCUUCUACAAAAUCAACCUCGCGUCAUGCCGAUCAAAAAAUUACGAAGGAAGAACCGUCAAAGUUCGGGAACGCUCGAUGACAAGAAGUCGCCACGUCUCCGUAAUCUUCCGCGGCAGCGGUGACUUUCGGCAAGUGAUUGAUACAGACGUGCCAUACAUUCGAGACGAGGGAAAAAAAUACAAAAUCAAGAAUCCCAAAUUCGAUGUCGCCCUGGAGAUCAAGCCUGAUUUGACCAUUGGAACCUUGCAAAUCUACACUUACCAGCUGGAAUGA